Molecule: messenger RNA, 666 nt
Organism: Neltuma alba
Lineage: Eukaryota; Viridiplantae; Streptophyta; Magnoliopsida; Fabales; Fabaceae
Exons: 1
Coding region: 1-666 (221 amino acids)
Source: RefSeq, a predicted model, not a curated record
AUGGUGAUUGAAGUGUAUUCAUUAAGCAUAGGUUCGUGGAAGGAAAUAGAAUCUGAGAGCUUAAAGGGUGUAAGUCCUUCUGAUAUUAUUUGUAAUUGGGUCACUGUCAAUGGACGUAUCUUUUGGGAUGCUGCAACUCCAGAGGAUAAAGAGGAUGGCGUAUAUCGUACUUGUUUGAUACUUUCAUUUGACAUAGCUGUGGAAGUUUUUACAGUGAUACCAGGACCUCCUCAAUUAGAUGUUUCAAGAGGCUUUGAAUUCACUUUGUCUGCUUAUGAUGAUAACAAGCUUGCUAUAAUUUAUGUGCCUAGAGUCGGUCGCCCUCCAAAGUAUUUAUAUUCUUUGAUCCAUUUGUGGGUGUUAGAGGAGAAGGGCACAAGUUCAUCGACAGAAAGAUGGAUUUGGACUAAAAUAUAUACUAGCAAUCCAUGUCCAGCCAAGUUUGACGUUCCUCGGACCAUGUGGGGGAACAAAUUUGUCUUCUUUUGUAUUAGGGAGCCUAGCCUUACAAAUGAAAGCGGCGGCGAAAUGGAGAAUCGAUUUUCCUUAAGCAUCAUUACUAAUGAGGGCAAGAUAUUUGAGAUCCCUCAAUGCUAUGGUAGUUGGGCUCUCAAUCAUGUAGAAAGUCUUGUACCAGUUGGCAACAUUCACUUUGAAGAGCCUUGA